AUGCUAAUAAUGGCGGACAUGGCAUGUUCGGACACACUGGCCAGGUUCUACUUCAAUCUGUUUACCAGAAUCUUCUCCGCAACCUCAGUUGUGUGCAAUCUACUCGUGUUGGUUGCCUGCCAACAUCAGCAGAAAAUAAUGAAGAUCUAUGGUCGGAUGAUGUCGUUGGCGGCUGGAUGCAAUGUCUUCUGCAGUCUGAUUGUCAUCGUUGUUGGAAUGGUGAGUUCGGGAAGGUAUGAGUCCAACGGGAAAAUGAUGAGAACUGUCACGACUUCGCAUGCGAAUUUUCCCACGGGAACGGCCGAUAAAUUUGCAUAGAAAGAAAUUUUCUUUAAAUUUUCAUACAGUGGAGGACCUGAUCCAGUGGCAAAAAGCGUACCGUUUUGCAUCCGGGAAGCUUCAAAAAUGUGGCAAAAUGCUUCCUUCUCCAAGCAAAAAAAACUUUGUUUUGAAGGGCGCGCGCUUUCGCCUCUUUCGAAAUCGGAGUUUUUUCACUUGGAGAUGGAGGCAUUUUGCCAAAUUCUUUUAUGCUUCCUGGAUGCAAAAUGAUACGUUUUUUUGCCAUUGGAUCAGGUUCUUAUGGCCUAUGCCCAACUGUAUACGCUGGGCAUAGACCACAUGUUAAUAUAAUAACUCCUAAAAAUUUUAGCUCGCGCUUUCCAGAGGCGAUUAUUUAAAUUUCUGUCAAGUUUCACCAAAAUCUGCGCGUUGCAUUUACAGUGCAUCCCUUGAUAGAAGACUACGCCAAGCACGAUAUAAGCCAAUCUUAAUCGUCUGAGUUUAGAAGACCGUUCCACACGGGGACCUAUUUUUCUACUUCACCGAUUCUCCGUUCCUCCUUUAUUCCUCGCAGUUAACUCAACAGCUGUUUGUGCAUGUGACAUUUGCGACGUUCUACGUCCACGCCGGACUCCCCGCAAUCCAGUUCUUCAUCCGCUACAAAAUUAUCAAGGACGCUCACGCGGGCCUCAGCGUGUUAUACACAAGUUUUCUUGGACUGGUUCUGUUUUCUUGCACCUAUUCGUUCUCUUAUGCCAUCGAUUUUCAAAAGCCGUCGGAGACCUGGAGGCAACUGCUAUUUUCCAGCGUUGAAGGUUGUAAUUUGGACAACGUUUUGCCCACCUACAGCGUGAUUAACAAGGUGAGUUUCGGAAAGCGGAAAGCAAUGUUUGCAGACCUCAAUUUCAAGCCGAAUUCACAAAUUCUUGGCUGUUGGUGUACUGUGCGGUAGCAGUGUUGUCGUUAUUUACUAUGGCGUGUUAACGUGGUUUCAUUUCAAACAACGCUUGGGGAACACAACAUAUCAUGCGACAAAGUUCAACCGAGACCUCAACUUGGUGUUGACGUUUCAGGUAAGGCUUUUAUUCAAAAUCAACCGGGCGAAUGUCUCUGAGUUAAAGAGUGAUUUAAUUUUGCCGCGAAACAAUUCAUUUUUUCCGCUGCGAUUGAUUUUUGUCGAAAGGCUCGACAGCCUGGUAACGAGACAAGACGAGAUCUCAAGGGUCAAGUGAUUUAUUCAGUGGAAAGAAGGCCUUUUAUAGCGAAGCCCCACGCAGGAAAGUACAAUCAAAUUUGAAUAAAUGCAGAUCGUUCCUCGUGGGAAAAUCCUCGAAGCUCGGUCGUUCCGCCUCACAAUUUUCGAUGACAAAAAGCGCUCUCACUAUUUUCCCGACUGAUAUAUGCUUGUUACCAAUUCCAGGCGAUACUUCCAUUCACGUUUAUCGUCCUCCCAAACAGUCUGUUCCUUGCCAACCUUGUUCCUCGCCACAUGGCGUCUACGGUGGGCCUUGUCGCAAAUUUCGGCUCAACGUUGAGUCCGCUGAUGGAUGCUCUGAUUGUCUUGUUUAUCAUUCCGGCCUUCCGCAAGAACGUGUUGAAACCCCUGCAUGGAACAACGCGCAGUUCAAGCAACACUCUGUUUUUAACGCAAUGA
Messenger RNA from Bursaphelenchus xylophilus (pine wood nematode), 1933 nucleotides. The record is from the annotation of a GenBank genome assembly. Lineage: Eukaryota; Metazoa; Nematoda; Chromadorea; Rhabditida; Aphelenchoididae.